ACACAAAUUCCAGUACCAUUUUCCAAAAUGAGACCCACGCACGUUUUUCUACUGAUAGUUGCCGUACUGUCUGCGGUAACGGCCGAACAGGCCCGUUUCGAUAAUUAUCGAGUGUAUGAGCUGCACAUCGAAUCCGCCGAGCAACUCGAGAUACUGCAGUACUUGGAAGAGCAUCCUGAUGGAUAUAUUUUCUGGGAAUCGCCGGUACAGACCAAUAUGGAUCUAAAUCUGGUCGUUCCUCCUCAUAAAUAUUCCGAUUUCGAAGAAUUCACUACCAAACUGAACCUACAGAAUCGCUUGAUGAUCAAAAAUUUCCAAGAGGUAAUCGAUAACGAACGACCAAACAAGAACAAACGCAACGGUUUCGGAUGGGACGACUACUAUUCGACGGCCGAAAUUCACGCCUGGCUCGAUGAAAUGGUCGGACAGUACCCAUCUAUUCUAUCUAGCACUAUUUAUGGUCAAUCAUUCGAAGGACGAGACCUGAAAGCAGUCAAGCUUUCCCACAAGGAUGGAAAUCCCGGAAUUUUUAUUGAAGCUCAUAUUCAUGCUCGAGAGUGGAUUUCGUCCGCGACGGCCACCUGGCUGCUCAAUGCGCUUCUGACCUCUACGGAUGCUGCUGUAGUCGAUUUGGCACAAAACUACGAUUGGUAUUUUAUCAUGGUGGCCAACCCGGAUGGGCUGGAGUUCACACGUAGUAAUAACCGAAUGUGGAGAAAAACUAGACAGCCUUCCGGUAUCUUAUGUGUGGGCACAGAUGGAAACAGGAAUUUUGAUUACUUCUGGAGAAACGGAGGAGCCUCCACAAAUGCAUGUUCGGAUACGUUCUCCGGACCAACUCCAUUUUCCGAACCGGAAACGGCUGCCAUGUCACAGUACUACGCAACGAUUGCUGACAAAAUUAAUGUCCAGUUUUCUUUUCACUCGUUCGGUCAGUACCUUUUGACACCAUUUGGAUUCAACAAUUCUCCAACGCCAUCCAAUAAUGUUGAUCUGCAGCAAAUUGCUGCUAAAACGGUAGAAGCUAUUCGGGCAACGCAUGGGACUGUAUACACCUUCGGAAACAGUGCCCAACUGCUUUAUGUCACAUCAGGAAGCACUAAUGAUUAUUUCAUGGGAGUCCAUGGCACCAAAUUAUCCUACACAUUCGAGUUUCGAGAUACCGGUACCCACGGAUUCGCAUUGCCUGCUACCCAGAUUGUUCCAAACGCCCAGGAAACUCUCAAUGGACUGAUUGCGUUCGUCGCCGAAGCAAAAGCUCUAGGAUACAUGUGA
Molecule: messenger RNA, 1275 nt
Organism: Topomyia yanbarensis
Lineage: Eukaryota; Metazoa; Arthropoda; Insecta; Diptera; Culicidae
Product: zinc carboxypeptidase-like
Exons: 5
Coding region: 28-1275 (415 amino acids)
Biological process (GO): proteolysis
Molecular function (GO): zinc ion binding; metallocarboxypeptidase activity
Source: RefSeq, a predicted model, not a curated record